GACAAUCGGAAGUCUUCGGGGAAAGCCCCGAUGAUGGAAGAUCGUGCCAACUUGUUGGAGCAAGGCAACUCGAGCAAAAGGAAGCCCCUUAACAAAGGGAAGCAGCAGCCUGCCAAAGUGUGGAAAUUUACCGGCAAUUGCCACAACUGUGGAAAGCCGAACCAUAUGGCUAAGGAAUGCAAGAAGCCUAAAAAGGCUGGACUAAAGAAGGCACAACAUAGUGCCCUCAUUGCUGAACACGGCCCUGUGCCGAGUGAACUAACCGACAUGGAUAUGUCGGCUAUGGUGUUUGAAGCCAAUUUGGUGGAUAACCCAAGGGCGUGGUACAUUGAUACUUGUGCCACUCACCAUGUAUGUUCCGACAAGGAGUUGUUUUCUAACUACACUCAUUCUACUGGUCAGAAGCUCCACAUGGGCAACUCCUCCUCGUCUGAUGUGGCUGGAGUUGGCACC
Molecule: messenger RNA, 453 nt
Organism: Striga hermonthica
Lineage: Eukaryota; Viridiplantae; Streptophyta; Magnoliopsida; Lamiales; Orobanchaceae
Source: the annotation of a GenBank genome assembly